AUGUUUGGUGCUUUUGUUAGAGGUUUAUUGUUUAGUGGAAUUGGUGGUAGUGCUGUGAGUAGUUUGGCAGACGAAAAUUAUGCAUUAAAGGAUGAAAUAAUUGAAUUAGAUGUUAGUAAAAAAGGAUUAGAAAAUUCGUUAAACUUAAAUGAUUUUGUUAAAUUAAGGGUUCUGAAGUGUGGGAAUAAUAAGUUAACUGGCCUAAACGUUAGUGGAUUAGUUAAACUUGAAGUAAUUGAAUGUUCUAAUAAUCUCCUCACGAGUGAAAGUUUGAGACUUUCAGGGUUAAGCCGCCUGGAAACAUUUCUAGGUAAGCAUAAUCUUUUUGAAAACUUAGAUUUUUUCAAAAGUCCAGAGAAUUUAAGGCAUUUAGACUUAACCGAUAAUAAUUUCCACAAACGUGAAACAACUCUGGAAAAGGAAAGCGUUGGUCUAGAUAUUUUCAGUAACUUCGUUAACUUAGAGUCAUUAAAGAUUGGUAAUUAUAGUCGCGAAACAAAGAAUGGUAAAUAUAAUCGCUUCUGUGGUUCUCUUGAACACCUAUCUGAGUUAAAAAACCUUAAAAAAUUGGACAUUAAUUGA
Racocetra persica is the source of this 582-nucleotide messenger RNA. The record is from the annotation of a GenBank genome assembly. Lineage: Eukaryota; Fungi; Glomeromycota; Glomeromycetes; Diversisporales; Gigasporaceae.